AUGUGUUCGCUUUGUCACAGCGUGAUCUCACAUUUCCAGGAGUCCAAAAUGAAAGAUGGGAAAGCGUUCAAAGAAGUGAGUUCAAGAUAAAAAUGUUUUUGAAAAUCGGGAGUUUUCGGUGUGAAAUUGAAAAUUUGGGGGUGUAAAUAGGUCGAAUAUGAAUUUUAAGGCUUCAUAUUUGAUUUGGAAGGGAUUCUAUAGAGCAAAAAUGUUGUUUUAGUCAUCAAAAUUUAUAUUUUGAAAAACGAGAUUUUUUGAUUUUUUUCGGAAAAAUUAGUGUUCGUUCUUUUUUAGACAUCAGAAAUUUCAUUUUAAGGCAAUUAUCAUGCAACCCAAUGGCUAAUUUAUUUUUUAAAAUCAAAAAAAUCGGCCAAAAUCACCGUAUUCAAGCCUAAAAUCAUCAUUUCCCCCGUCAAGAGCCAUAUAACUCUCAUUUCUAAUCUCCAUUUCCAAUUUCAGCAGCUCUUCAUGUCCUGCACACUUCUCCGAUCCCCCGAAGAGAUCGACAAAUGCCGCGAAGACAUUGACGAUGAGAAAUUGAAACAGCUCGACACGAAAACCGUCGAGGAAAUGUGCGUGGAGCAGAAAAUGUGCAAGAAAAACGAGAAACCGCGCGAAUUCCGAACGACGCUGGAGGUGAAAACACAAACACCGAUCAGUUCGAACAUCGAGACCGCGUUCUACACCAGCAAACAUGGGGAUAGCAACGGCUUCAAACAGUUCAAUUCGGCCGAUUCGAAAGGUGAUUAUAAUUGAGAGGAAAAUUUGAGAUUUUGGUGGGUGGUUGGGCACAAAAAUGAGAUUGGGAAAGAAAAUAGAUUAUGUAAAGAGUAUUUUAAAGUCACUGCGCAAAUAAUUUGUUGACAAAAAAUAAAUUUUUUCGACGAGUUUUGAUUAAAAACCCGACUUUUUGGGGUUUUCGGACAAAAAUUCUCAAUUUGACAAACUUUUCGCCUAUUUUCUUUGGGUUUCUCGAUUUACUAGGCCAGUUUAUUAUCAUGGUAAUACCUACUAUCAAAAACAUGGGGAUUUUUGCUUGUUUUUCCCACCUUUCGGACCUUAUUUUAGGUUAGGUCUAGUCAAAAAUUGCAAUAUCAAAAAAUGCUAAAUUUUUUCACCGGUUUAGUUUGGAACUCCGUAGUUUAGCUCUACAACCUUUUAAAGACUUUUUGAACUUUUUUCAUAAGCCGAUUUCACCGGUAUUUUCCAUUUCCACAACUUUUUAUUUAUAUUAUCCAUGGUGAUGGUUUCCGAUUUUUCAGCCCCACUGUUCUUCACUGUAAUACUCACAGCACUGGCAAUAUUCCGUCGAUGA
Messenger RNA from Bursaphelenchus xylophilus (pine wood nematode), 1315 nucleotides. Lineage: Eukaryota; Metazoa; Nematoda; Chromadorea; Rhabditida; Aphelenchoididae. The record is from the annotation of a GenBank genome assembly.